UCUCAUUACUCAUAUCACCUGCAAAGGUUAUUCUCUGUCUCUUCAGAGUUUUUUGUGCCUGCAGUUAUUUUGUUGCAAACAUCUGAAAGAUGUUUCAAUUUAUUUCAUAUGUUGGAUUGGCUUUACUGAUUAGCAGAUCAACACCAGCAGUUGCUUCAACCACCACAACAGUUGCUCCAACGACCACAACUGUUAUUCCAACAACCAAAACUGUUGUUCCAACAACCACCACAGUUGGUCCAACGACCACAAUUGUAGCUCCAACCACAUCCACUGUUGCUCCAACGACCACAAUUGUAGCUCCAAUGACCACAACCGUUGCUCCCACGACCAUAUCUGUUACACCAACAACCACAACUGUUGCUGCAACUACCAUAACUGUUGCUCCAACCACCACAACUGUUGCUCCAACGACCACAACGAUUGCUCCAAUGACCACCACAGUUGCUCCCACAACCACAACUGUUGCUCCAAUGACCACCACAGUUGCUCCCACAACCACAACUGUUGCUCCAACCACCACAACUAUUGCUCCAUUCACCACAACUAUGGUCCAACAACCACAACUGUAG
This is a messenger RNA of Misgurnus anguillicaudatus (oriental weatherfish), 572 nucleotides long. Lineage: Eukaryota; Metazoa; Chordata; Actinopteri; Cypriniformes; Cobitidae. The record is from RefSeq and is a predicted model, not a curated record.